Messenger RNA from Gigantopelta aegis, 2364 nucleotides. RefSeq names its product sialin-like. The record is from RefSeq and is a predicted model, not a curated record. Lineage: Eukaryota; Metazoa; Mollusca; Gastropoda; Neomphalida; Peltospiridae. The transcript has 13 exons. Gene Ontology annotation, molecular function: transmembrane transporter activity. The coding region runs from base 183 to 2165 and encodes 660 amino acids. Gene Ontology annotation, biological process: monoatomic anion transport; transmembrane transport.
GAAAGAUGGCAUCAUUGCUUGCAAAACUGGUCACUGUCCACUGGAAGUGAUAGAAACACUGCAGUUUCAGACUUGGUGGUGAAAAAUAGAAACAUUUCGUAUAAAUAGAAAAAUGGUGUAGGCAACUGAGUACAUUGCGUACAUGUAGUAAGCACGCGUGACGGAAUUUAUGCAAGGGAGAGAUGGUGGUCGAGACAGAUGAAACCAAAAACAGCGAGACCAAGCCAUCCGGCACAGAAGCAGCCAAAGAGAAUGACUCGGAGAAACGUCCCCCAGAGUCUGAUGGGAAAUCUGAGUCUCCUCCAGGCCAGGCAGACGUCCAGCCUAAGGAGGAGUCAGACACCAAACCACAGUGUCCGAUCCCCGAGUUCAAGACUCCAAAGUCCCCCAGAUCUCCAGUGGACCGCCCCAGAAGGGGCAGCAAACCGAGGAAAUCGAUACAUAUGAUGUCAGUCUUUAAUGACAUCGAGGUCAUGCGCACGCCGUCGCCGAUGUCGCUAGCUGACACGUUUCCGAAGACACGACCAAGGCGCCGAUCGUCCCUCAGCCUGAUGCUGCAGCAGGACACCCCCAUUCUGCCUAUUGUCAGACAAGUGGAGCUGACGACAGGUGAAAAGUUGAUAAUCCAACCGGAUGGAGAGCGGCCUAAAGAAGUGCCAUUUUGGACCUCGUAUCGCUUCCGAUAUGCCAUUAUUUGGUUUUUCGGUUGUAUCUGUAUGAGUGCUCAACGAGGGGACCUCAGUAUCGCCAUUGUCAGCAUGGUCGACCACAAGUACUUCUACGAUCUGGAACACAAUCUGACACUCAAUGGCACUAUGGGAGUCUCGGAGAAGACAUGCGAGCUAGUGCAAGCGAAGCAGAUGAACGAGGGAGAGUUCAGAUGGAACAAGGAGUUCCAAGGCUUCCUGCUGGGAAGCUACUUCUGGGGCUUCUUGGUUCUUCAGGUUCCAGGGGGACGACUGGCGGAGAAAUUCGGGGCCAAACAUGUUGUUGGCAUCACAACAUUUCUGGUUGCCAUCAUCAGCAUACUGAGUCCCAUUAUGGCAAGAACUAGCAAACACUUGUUUCUGAUUAGUCGAAUAAUUACAGGUGUCUGUCAGGGAGUCAUGAUUCCUGCUGCACAAGCCUUCUGGGCGAGGUGGUCACCACUCAACGAGCGUAGUCGACUGAUUGGACUAACGAUUGCGGGUGUACCAAUUGGGAGCGCAGUUAUAUUUCCUGUUGGUGGACAACUUUGUGCCUAUGGAUUCGAUAAUGGAUGGGCAUCUGUGUUCUACGUCAUAGGUGGCAUUGCAUUCCUCUGGUGCAUAAUCUGGAAUGUGUUCAUAUACAAUUCGCCCUCCGAAUGCCCGCACAUCUCGGAAAUAGAACUAAAGUACAUAGAAGCGUCCUUAGGAACAAAGCCCAAGCACCGAGAGACGCCGUGGAGGGCGUUCCUCACGUCGAGAGCCCUGUGGGCCAUCAUCAUCGCUGCCUUGUGCGCAAACUUCACCUCCUUUAUGCUCGCCACGCAGCUACCUACGUACAUGAAGGACAUUCUCAAAUUCGACAUCGCAUCAAAUGGCACGUACUCAAUGCUGCCCUACCUGUGGUUAUGGUUCUUCACCCUCUUUUCCGUGAUGUGUGCUGAUCACCUGAUAUUUCAAAACAUCCUCAGUGUCGCCUCGACCCGGAAACUCAUGUCCGGCAUCGGUAAUGGAUUUAUCUUCCCCGGAUGUUUCCUUCUGGCUACAGGACGUCUGGACUGCACUCAACAGCUGGCGGCCACUAUGACGAUGUCGGCGUCCGUCGGCUUCUUAGGCUUCCAGCUGUCCGGGUUUAUGGUCAACACAGGUGACAUCGCACCACAGUACGCGGGGACGCUGUUCGGCAUCACCAACACGUUAUCUACAUGGCCGGGAAUAGUGGCUCCAAGCGUCGCGGGGAUUCUUACCCCCAAUGGUACUCGGGAGGAAUGGCAGAUUGUGUUUCACAUUGCGGCCGCUAUCAACUUUUUCGGGGCCGUUUUUUACGCAAUCAUGGCUUCGGGCGAGAUACAGGACUGGGCCAAACCGAAAGAAGAGGACGACAACGACGAUAUAUUCCGAAACCUGUUCGAGAUAAAGGAAGAAAGCUCAGAGGUGGAGCACAACUCAGACGAGGAGCAGUUAAAAGGGCAAAUAUAAAGACGAGGAGAAAAAGUGACGAAAAAUGGAAGAGGGGUGGACUGAGGGGUGGGUGGACUGUGGGGUGGGUGGAUAAGAAACUGGACCAAAAAAACAAACAAAAAAGGACCAGAAGGAUGAUGAAAAUGGGGGCGAGAACAAGGAGGAAAAUCAGAACAAGAAUGUAAAAAGUUGUAUAAUAAAUGGAACCAGUACUGUC